This is a messenger RNA of Andrographis paniculata, 1164 nucleotides long. RefSeq names its product aldo-keto reductase family 4 member C10-like. Lineage: Eukaryota; Viridiplantae; Streptophyta; Magnoliopsida; Lamiales; Acanthaceae. The record is from RefSeq and is a predicted model, not a curated record. Gene Ontology annotation, cellular component: cytosol. Bases 40 to 987 code for a protein of 315 amino acids. Gene Ontology annotation, molecular function: aldose reductase (NADPH) activity. The transcript is spliced from 7 exons.
UUCCUGUCACUAGUUUAUUUGCUAUUCCGUAGUUUGAAGAUGGUCGAUGAUAUUAAGUACUUUGAAUUGAACACCGGCGCGAAGAUCCCUUCUGUUGGACUCGGUACGUGGCAGGCGAAGCCUGGCGUCGUUGGUCAUGCGGUUGAAGCUGCAAUCAAGAGUGGAUACCGCCACAUUGACUGUGCUCAGAGGUAUGGAAAUGAGAAGGAGAUUGGCUUAGUUUUGAAAAGGCUUUUUGAUGAUGGAGUUGUGAAGAGAGAGGACUUGUUCAUCACUUCAAAACUCUGGUGUACUGAGCAAGCACCUGAAGAUGUGCCUGUGGCAUUAUGUCAAACACUUCAAGAUUUGCAGCUCGAUUAUGUUGAUUUAUUCCUUAUUCAUUGGCCAGUGCGGUUAAAGAAGGGAUCCAUUGGCUUUAAGCCUGAAAACCUCGAAACAGCUGAUAUACCUGCGACAUGGAAGGCCAUGGAAUCACUCUAUGAUUCUGGUAAGGCCCUGGCUAUAGGGGUUAGUAAUUUUUCUGCUAAAAAGCUCGGUGAUCUGUUGAAUAUAGCCCGCAUACCUCCUGCUGUCGACCAAGUCGAAUGCCAUCCUGUAUGGCAACAGACUCGACUACGAGAAUUCUGUAUAUCCAAAGGAGUUCACCUAUCUGGUUAUUCGCCAUUGGGAUCACCUGGCUGUUCUGGGAUGAAAAACGAAGUCCUAAAUCAUCCUGUGGUAGUUGCUAUUGCGAGGAAGUUGGGUAAGACUCCAGCACAAGCGGCACUUAGGUGGGGAUUGCAAAUGGGCAAUAGUGUGCUUCCAAAGAGCACAAAUGAAUCACGAAUCAAGGAGAAUUUGGAUGUCUUUGGCUGGAACAUACCACAAGACUCCUUUGUUAACUUCUCAGAUAUUCAACAGGAACGAUUGUUCAAGGGGAAUGCAUUUAUCCACCCCACAUUGGGCCAAUACAAAGAUUUUGAAGAGCUUUGGGAUGGGGAAAUUUGAACAAGUCUGUCCCCUAUUAUCGAAUAAUUGAUUUAAGCCCAAGGUUGUGUGUUUCAGUUGUCCUAUUAGAGAAAAAAAAAAAAAAAAAAGAAAGGAGGAGGAAGAAAAAUCGAGUAUAUUUUCAAUUUUCUUUUUAAAUAAAUGAUGCAGCUAAGACUACUUCAAACUAUUUUUAGA